GUCAGCAGCUCUGAGAAGGAGCUCAGAAUUCGUUCUCAGUGUGUGUAAUCAACUUUAACGUGUUCAAAAUGCAGGAAAAACUCUGGGAAAUCUAUAACAGUCUGUGGGAACUGAAUCUCUUCAAGCUAUUCCUCAGUUUAUUUAUGGCCGCGGUGAUUAUGUGCCGUUUUGGAUCGUUCGUGUGUCUGACUCAAUGGUUUGUGGGAAACGCUGGGGGGAGGCGCAGGCGCAGUCAACAGAGCAGGUACGGCCCGAGGAUCAAGACUGUCUGCCGGUCCAAGUAGGGCCGGCGGAGUAGCGAUGGGCAGCGGAUGGAUGUCGACUUUCGAUUAUGGAGCUAUUAAAGGUCCCCACAGCUGGAAUGUGCCUACCAACAAUCAGAGUCCCGUCAACAUCGAGCAGUGCUGCAUGGAGAACAGCUACUUCACAAUACCCCUGGAGUGGACAAACGGGAAUGUUCUGCCCGCUGGCAUACUUCUGCAGAACAACGGCCACACCUUGGUGCUUCGAGCCUCCUAUCCGAGCUGUGUGCCCAUGAUAGGCGGCGGGGAUCUGCUGGGACGCUUUGAGUUUCGAGAGAUCAGCUUCCGCUGGAGCUGGUCGAACAGCAUGGGUUCCGAGCACACCGUCGACAACGCCCACUAUCCGCUGGAGAUGCAGUGCCUCCACACGCCUCCACAGUCCGUGAGCUGUAUUUCCAGCCAAAGUAUUUUGAUGAUCUCCUACAUGUUCGAGGUGGGCCGGGACAAUCCCUACCUGGAAGUGCUCAUCCAGCAUCUCGUGGCUGUCCAGAACGCGGGCAGCACUGUAGAGGUUCCGCCCUUCCCCAUCAGCUACCUCAUGCUACCAUUCUACACAGAGUUCUUCAGCUACAAUGGAUCGCUCACGCAGCCACCCUGCCACCGUGGGGUCGAGUGGCUCAUCAAUCCCAAUACCUUGUCUAUUAGCGAGCGUCAGCUGAACGAGUUCCGCCAGCUGAGAAACCCCCAUGGCGCCCGCAUCGGAUCCAACGCUCGACCCGUGCAGCCACUCGAAGAUCGUACGAUUUUCUAUAAUCGCUAUCGUAUACACCGAUAGGAAAGAAGAGGCAGAACAGAAUAACAAAACUCAACUUAACACACUCAAUGGUUUCUGCUGUUACAAUAUGAAACCUGGCAGUC
Molecule: messenger RNA, 1160 nt
Organism: Drosophila obscura
Lineage: Eukaryota; Metazoa; Arthropoda; Insecta; Diptera; Drosophilidae
Gene: CAH15
Product: carbonic anhydrase 1
Exons: 2
Coding region: 301-1077 (258 amino acids)
Cellular component (GO): cytoplasm
Molecular function (GO): carbonate dehydratase activity; zinc ion binding
Source: RefSeq, a predicted model, not a curated record